Molecule: messenger RNA, 1792 nt
Organism: Paramisgurnus dabryanus
Lineage: Eukaryota; Metazoa; Chordata; Actinopteri; Cypriniformes; Cobitidae
Source: RefSeq, a predicted model, not a curated record
AUGGAGUUGAUUUCUCUUCCUCUAGUUCUCUUGUUGCUGUCAAAUAUCUUUACCCAGAGUUACAGUGAGAAGAGUCCUAAACCUGUAGUGAGUGUUGAUCCUGACACACAGCUGUUCAGAGGAGAAACUGUUACUCUGAGAUGUGACAUACAGAAUACAGGAGACACUGAGUGGACAUACAGCUGGACUGUAGAGAAGACAAAAAAAAGAAAUAUAAUCACACAAUGCAACACACAAGAGUGUAAAAUCAACAACAUUCAACCAUAUAACAGUGGUAAAUACACCUGUAGAGGAAAGAUACGUGAACAAAACACUGAGAUGAGUGAUGCUGUUACACUGACUGUAUCAUCAGAUAAACCACAGACAGUUUUAAGUGUUUCUCCACAGCAGUGGUUGACUGAAGGAGAUUCAGUGACUCUGAUGUGUGAGGUUAGAAGUUCAUCUACAGGCUGGACAUUCAGCUGGUUCACUGUACAGAAUCUUUACUCAGUGAAUAAAGAUGUUGAUUAUAAGCUGGUGUCAGACAGCAGUGGAGGAUCUAAAGGCAUCUACACAGUGAGUUCAGUGACUGUGAAGCACACAGGAGUUUAUAUGUGCAGAGCAGAGAGAGGAGAUCCAGUCUAUCACACAGAGUACAGUAACACACAAACACUGUGGAUCACUGGUGUUUCUCCUUCAGUCUCUCUGAUCAUCAGACCCAACAGAUCUCAACACUUCUCAUCUGAAUCUCUCUCUCUGAGCUGUGAGGAUCACAGUAACUCUACUGGAUGGACAGUGAGAAGAUACACAGACAAACUGAAACCUUGUUCAUCAUCAGACUGGAGAUCUUCAGGAACAACAUCUACAUGUACAAUCAGAUCUCUCUACACAUCUGAUACUGGAGUGUACUGGUGUCAGUCUGAAUCUGGAGAGAAACUUCAUCCUGUUAAUAUCUCAGUACACAAUGUUGAUGUGAUUCUGGACAGUCCUGUUCAUCCUGUGACUGAAGGAGAUAAUCUGACUCUACGCUGUUUAUAUCGAGGUAAAAACCCCUCUAACCUCACAGCUGAAUUUUAUAAAGAUGGAUCAGUGUUGCAGAAUCAGACUACAGGAGACAUGAUGAUCAUCCCUGCAGUCUCAAAGUCACAUGAGGGUUUCUACUACUGUAAACACCCAGAGAGAGGAGAGUCUCCAAAGAGCUGGAUCUCAGUCAGAGCCACAAGAUCUUCAUCUCUUGGUCUUAUUAAUGGUCUGGGUCUUGGGCUGAGCUUCAUGUUUUUGAUCUUUUUCUUGGUCCUGCUGUGGUGCUACAAAACCAAAAAACUUUCUCGGUCUCCCUCAGCUGUCAGUCAACAGCAGAACAUCAGUCAGACAUCAGAUCAGAAACAGCCUGAAGAUGUUUACAGUCCAUUGCCGACUGACAAUGUAAGUGAAUCAGCUGAUCACAUCUAUGCUAAUAUUAAACUGAAAUCUAAGAAAGAAAUGAAGAAAAAGAUGGAAGACAAGAAAGAUGAUAAAGACACAAGUGCAGACAAUGUAAGUGAAGCAGCUGAUCACAUCUAUGCUAAUAUUGAACUGAAACCUAAGAAAGAAAUGAAGAAAAAGAAGAAAGACAAGAAAGGGAAUUCCAGUGUAGGAGGGAAAACUGUGUACUCUAAACUGAAGAAAGGAGGAGGUCAAGGUGUUGCUUUUGGAUCUGUUGAUGUGGCCUACUCUUAGAUAAAAAAAGGAAAAGACGGCAAUACAGUAGCUAAAGCUUCAUGUGCAUCAGAGUAAAUGCUUCCUAAACUUUGAUUUUCUAAUAGCAUAAAAG